CGAGACACGACAACACAACUCACGAGAGUACAGUAUCAGUAGAACGUAAGAAUACCGGAGUCUGAGUGUCAAGGUUGGCUACAAAUACAAACGUUUGUUCCCCCAAAGAACCGGAACAUCAGCAGGACACCUCGACGCGCACACACAUACACACAUAUCAUAUCAGAUCACACCAGUCAUUCACCAUCCCAUCCCCCCCCUUAUCCAUCACCAUGGCGAUCACUGAGCUCGUCUUUGUGCCCCUAAAGGCCAAUGAACAAGUCAGGGCAGACUUCUACAACGAGAUACCUAGCUUGAUACGAGCCACUUUCAAUGUUGUCGGUGGCCCAAUGGCCUCGGUAGUGGGCCGUGUUCUUGAAAGCAAACCGACUAGUGCAGAUAAUCAUUGCGGAUAUCUUGUGAUUUUCUGCUGGGAAAGUAUCGACAUGAUCAAGGACUUCAUGAAAACCCCUGGUUUCGUCAAUUUCAAAGCUUCUUUGGCGGGGUAUGUGGAUGGCCCCCCCACGUUACAGUUCUUCGAGGCCCCUCCCGGCAUUGCACCUGAAGAGACGCUUCAUGACAGCACCCACUUCUUCUUCAUGAAAUCGACUGGCACUGGGGUUCAAGUCAGCCACGCGAAACAGAAAUGGGAUGAGCUGGCAGCUACCUUCUCUAGAGUCGCCGAUGACAAUGUCAAGUAUCAUAACGGCGAUGGAGUUCAGGAAUAUAACGGUCAUUUUGCUGGGUUCAGUGGUUGGAAAUCAAUCUCGGCUCUCGAUAAGGCCCUUGGCCAAAUGGAGAUCCAAAAGCAGCUGGAGACUCUGACUAAAGUUGGUGGGAGCAUUUCAACUUUCACCUUGGAGCUCAACCGCGUUUUUUGAUCUUGUACCAGUCCUCGACCCACAGAAAUAGUUUUCCUAUCGCACUCCGCUCAGAAUAAAAGCUCAACUCAAUCUUUUUGUGGUUCAAGUCAAGAAAAAUAACUGGCUGUGCAGACGCAGUUCUCCAGAUGAGGACAUGUGAUAAGAAGGCCGAUAAAGUUUGAUCCUUGUGGCGCCAUUAUUACUAUAUUAAUUUGAAUGUUAAGCCUACAGGGA
Messenger RNA from Colletotrichum navitas, 1076 nucleotides. RefSeq lists its product as uncharacterized. Lineage: Eukaryota; Fungi; Ascomycota; Sordariomycetes; Glomerellales; Glomerellaceae. The transcript is spliced from 3 exons. The coding region runs from base 213 to 860 and encodes 215 amino acids. The record is from RefSeq and is a predicted model, not a curated record.